This is a messenger RNA of Talpa occidentalis (Iberian mole), 1243 nucleotides long. RefSeq names its product cyclin dependent kinase 1 (gene CDK1). Gene Ontology annotation, cellular component: nucleus. The transcript is spliced from 8 exons. Gene Ontology annotation, molecular function: ATP binding; cyclin-dependent protein serine/threonine kinase activity; RNA polymerase II CTD heptapeptide repeat kinase activity. NCBI's taxonomy places the organism in Eukaryota, Metazoa, Chordata, Mammalia, Eulipotyphla, Talpidae. The coding region runs from base 157 to 1050 and encodes 297 amino acids. The record is from RefSeq and is a predicted model, not a curated record. Gene Ontology annotation, biological process: G2/M transition of mitotic cell cycle; protein phosphorylation; mitotic G2 DNA damage checkpoint signaling.
CAGCCGCCGUUUCUUCGGGCUUUCGCGCUCUAGCGACCCGGAAAGCCCAACCUAAACGUAGUUAGGCUCUGAUUGGCUCCUUUGAAAGUCUACGGGCUCUCUGAUUGGUGGAUCCUGGACCCUUUAGCGCGGAUCUACCACAUCCAUUGAUUAAUUAUGGAAGACUAUACCAAAAUAGAAAAAAUUGGAGAAGGUACCUAUGGAGUUGUGUAUAAGGGUAGGCACAAAACUACAGGCCAAGUGGUAGCAAUGAAGAAAAUCAGACUAGAAAGUGAAGAGGAAGGGGUUCCUAGUACUGCAAUUCGGGAAAUUUCCCUAUUAAAAGAACUUCGUCAUCCAAAUAUAGUCAGUCUUCAAGAUGUGCUUAUGCAGGACUCCAGGUUAUAUCUCAUCUUUGAAUUUCUUUCCAUGGAUCUCAAAAAAUACUUGGAUUCUAUCCCUCCUGGUCAGUUCAUGGAUUCUUCACUUGUUAAGAGUUAUUUGUACCAAAUCCUACAAGGGAUUGUGUUUUGUCACUCUAGAAGAGUUCUACACAGAGACUUAAAACCUCAAAAUCUAUUGAUUGAUGACAAAGGAACAAUUAAAUUGGCUGAUUUUGGCCUUGCCAGAGCUUUUGGAAUACCUAUUAGAGUGUAUACACAUGAGGUAGUGACACUCUGGUAUAGAUCUCCAGAAGUACUGCUGGGGUCAGCUCGCUAUUCAACUCCAGUUGAUAUUUGGAGCAUAGGCACCAUAUUUGCAGAAUUAGCAACUAAGAAGCCACUUUUCCACGGGGAUUCAGAAAUUGAUCAACUCUUCAGAAUUUUCAGAGCUUUGGGCACGCCCAAUAAUGAAGUGUGGCCAGAAGUGGAAUCUUUACAAGACUACAAGAAUACGUUCCCUAAAUGGAAACCAGGAAGCCUAGCAUCCCAUGUCAAAAACUUGGAUGAAAAUGGGUUGGAUCUGCUCUCGAAAAUGUUAGUCUAUGAUCCAGCCAAACGAAUUUCUGGCAAAAUGGCCCUGAAUCAUCCAUAUUUUAAUGAUUUGGACAAUCAGAUUAAGAAGAUAUAGUUUUCUGACAAAGAGUUUCCACAUGUUGUAUCAAGAGCAGACAGUUACAUUUUUACUGUUAACUCUAUUUUUGUCUUGUGUAUUUUUCUUUUCUUUGUUGUAAAACUUAACUACUUCAUCUUCUAAUUUCAAAAGUAUAACUUAAAUAUGUAAAUAUUGUUCUAUAUGAAUUUAAAUAUAAUCUGUAUAUGUG